AUGGAUUCUUCGCCGAGAAGUAGCAGGCUCGAGGAGCCUACGCUCCCAACAAUCUCAGGAGUGAAGCGCCCGGCAUCUUUACUCCCCGCCUUUGAGCCCCUGUCGUCCUCCCCGGGCCUUCCUAGGCCAGUGAAGAGGCAGGCAACCGGUAAUGGAGCAUACAAGUACCCAACACCUGUACCGACUUCAAGCACCGGUAUCCUCUCGUCAUCGCCACCACGCGUCGCCGGACGUCCCACCGCGCAACGGAGCGUCUCCGCAGCCACGGAACGUGCGCCCUUAUCCGCAGUUCCGACAGUCGAGCUUAACGAGAACGGCGAAGCACUCCUGAUGGGCCGUUCUAGCAACUCAUCCCAUUAUCAACUAUCGGCCAACCGCCUCAUUAGCCGCGUCCACGUCAAGGCACGAUAUAUACCCGCCACAUCACCGCCUGGGGAGAACAAGAUUGAGAUUGUUUGCAGUGGCUGGAACGGAUUGAAAGUGCACUGCCAAGGUCGGACAUGGGAGCUUGCAAAGGGUGAUACAUUCACCUCGGAGACGGAGUCUGCCGAUAUCAUGAUUGAUGUGCAGGACGCUCGUGUCCUGAUCCAGUGGCCCAAGAGGGAAAGGUCUGACAAUUUGGGAAAUCUAUCAGACUCGUCAUGGGAGGAUUCGCCGACACGUCCUAGGGCAGAUAGGACCGGUGCUGGAAGCUUACAAUCCAGCCCCUUGCGGCGGCAAAGGCGAAUGGUAUCUCCAGAGUCGCCGACCCAGAAAUUUGCUACCAGCCUUGACUCGCUUUCCGCUCUGUCCCACGACCGGAUCCAAAUAUAUGAGGACCCUAACAGUGAAGAUGAGCUAGAGCUCCCCAAGCUGCCGUCAGAAGACGCCAACGCAAGCUUCAUGACCGAAGCUACUAACAAAAGCUAUUCGAGUGACCUCAGCGAUCCUGAGGAUGAUGACCUUGAAAAUGACCCCAAUGAAGAGAACGACCCUAUCGUGCAUUCUUUUGGUCCUUUCGGUGCAAACCUGUCUGACCGCAUGGCCUCGAUAUUCGCGGGUAGCCCUACCAAGGUCUCCCGGUCGUCACCCCAUGCUGCACGCCGACCUCUCGCCAACAGCAAAGGAACAACCGCGGUCACUGCUGCUGCAGGUGCACUCUCCUCCGCAAUUGUUUUCACCGGGUCAUCUCGGAAAACUCACCGCGCAUCGUCACCUAGCCCGGCUCAACCCAGAGCCAGCAGCAAGCGCACAGAGACCACCACCCCUGCACCAAGCAGCAGCAGAGGGGCACCCGCCCCUGCUGCCGAGCCGUCGUUUGACCUGUCCGCCUUUGACGUGCCGACCAUCACCAACCACGUUGUUAAUCAGCUUGCUUACUCACGGCUGCAGUCAACGCCCCUCUCGGCCAUUCUUAGCCAUCUGCCUGCCGAUGUCAAGGGGGACGGCAAGCUGGGCAAGAACGCACUGCGUCACAUCAUAGAGGAUAAAAUCGCAUGCGUUGGAACCAUCCCCAGACAAGGCAAGGAUGCUGCCGGCAAGCCGCUCGAGAGCGAGUACUAUUACAUGCCGGAGAAGGAUGAGGACGAGUUCCGAAGACUCGCAGUCACUGACGGCAUGCGGAAGCCGAGCUUAAGGGCUUGUAGAAAGCAGCAUAAGCAAUAUUAUUGGAAACGGCCCAAGACUCCUUGA
Molecule: messenger RNA, 1671 nt
Organism: Pyricularia grisea
Lineage: Eukaryota; Fungi; Ascomycota; Sordariomycetes; Magnaporthales; Pyriculariaceae
Exons: 2
Coding region: 1-1671 (556 amino acids)
Molecular function (GO): protein binding
Source: RefSeq, a predicted model, not a curated record